Molecule: messenger RNA, 855 nt
Organism: Vitrella brassicaformis
Lineage: Eukaryota; Vitrellaceae
Source: the annotation of a GenBank genome assembly
UGUGUCUGCAGGCGGAAUUGUGGAAGAAUGAGGUACUACGGUAAAGAAGGUGCUAUGUGGGGGGAAAAUCUAUGUCCAUGUCUUGUCAGUGGGGUCUGGGGACGAUCGCGCUCAGCAAGAAAGAAGAGAAGAAAGCUCGGGGGCUUUUGCAGGUGCCCGCCAGUGGCCAUGUUGGACGGGCGAAAGCAGAGAAGUGGAAGACAAAGGUACGCCAACACGGUCAUUGCAAAUCAUUGCAACAAUGUCGCAAUGACUCCCUCGUCGCAGUUAUGGGGCUUCGUCCAGGGUCAGCUUGAGACCAUCGUGGCGAAUCGGACACAAAUGAAGUUGAAUGUAAGUGCAAGCAAACGGCUGGUUGGUCGCGCAAUGGGUGAUUUGUCGUGUGCGUGUCCUCAGAUGCUACUCGAGAGAGUCAAGGAGGGUGCUCUGCGAGAGACAUUCCGGCAGCUUCGCGAUAUACGACUUCAGAAUAUAUGACAUGAAUCCGUACAAGUGGAGAGACACUCCCGCCAGCAGCGAGUCGAGGCUGAUAUCGGGACACUUGCCAGACACACCCACACCAUGGCUGCUGAUGUGAGGCAGGUGAGACCUCUCGAAUGAGUAGGUGCACACGCCUCCGGGCCCUUCGCGCAGCUGACAUUGCCCAGGCAAGCAACAUCUGGGCUCACUCUGUAUGUUGGCAGGUCCUGGCUGCGUGAGUGAGUACUUCUAUGUGUCCUUGUUGGCGUAGUAGAGACGCCUCAAUUGUCGAGGGCAGGUCCUGUUGGCUCCCUUUCAGAGCUUUUCCCACCUCAGCGUACCUGGAAGACGGGACAGCCACACUCUGGCUCCUUCAUCCUCUCCCCUACUUCUGAC